Moneuplotes crassus is the source of this 360-nucleotide messenger RNA. Lineage: Eukaryota; Ciliophora; Spirotrichea; Euplotida; Euplotidae. The record is from the annotation of a GenBank genome assembly.
UCUGAAGAAGAAAAGGGGAAUAAGAAGGAGGAAAUUACGCUGAAAAUGGGAGAUGAGACUAUUAUGUUGCUUAGUAAUGAUGAUAGGUGUUAUUAUGUUAACAGAGAUGUGGCUAGUGUGUCGCAGGUUAUUACAGCUAGGUUGGAGAGUGACUUUAAGGAGGGACAGUCUAAGGAGAUUCAUUUGGAAGAGAUUGAUGGCGAUACGCUUGAGAAGUGAAUUGAGUACAUGCAUUAUAAGUUUAUUAAUACCCAGAGGAAGCAAUAUGAGACUGAGGAGAACCCUGUUGAUGAGCAGUUUGAUAUCGAGCCAGAGGAGGCUCUUAGUCUGCUCAAAGCUGGCAUUUAUCUUGAGUGUUAA